Molecule: messenger RNA, 3554 nt
Organism: Anas platyrhynchos (mallard)
Lineage: Eukaryota; Metazoa; Chordata; Aves; Anseriformes; Anatidae
Gene: METAP1
Product: methionyl aminopeptidase 1
Biological process (GO): proteolysis
Cellular component (GO): cytosol
Molecular function (GO): metalloaminopeptidase activity
Source: RefSeq, a predicted model, not a curated record
UCCUCCCUCAGCUCGCCGCGCCGCGCCUGUGGCAGGCGGGCAGCAUGGCGGCCGUGGAGAGCCGCGUCUGCGAGACGGCCGGCUGCAGCAGCGAGGCCAAGCUGCAGUGCCCCACCUGCCUCAAGCUGGGCAUCCAGGGCUCCUACUUCUGCUCUCAGGAAUGCUUUAAGGGAAGCUGGGCUACUCACAAGUUACUACACAAGAAAGCAAAAGAUGAAAAAGCUAAACAUGAAGUUUCCUCCUGGAUGCUGGAAGGUGACGUUAACACAAAUCCCUGGUCUGGUUAUCGAUAUACUGGGAAACUCAGGCCACAUUAUCCCCUGACACCAACGAGACCUGUGCCAAGUUAUAUUCAGAGACCAGAUUAUGCUGAUCAUCCACUAGGAAUGUCUGAAUCAGAACAGGCUUUAAAAGGAACCUCUCAAAUAAAAAUACUUUCACCUGAGGAUAUAGAAGGGAUGCGAGUAGUGUGUAGGCUUGCUAGAGAGGUACUGGAUGUCGCUGCCAUGAUGGUGAAAGCAGGUGUGACUACUGAAGAAAUUGAUCAUGCUGUCCAUUUAGCUUGUAUUGCAAGGAAUUGCUAUCCUUCCCCUCUGAAUUAUUAUAAUUUCCCUAAGUCAUGUUGUACAUCAGUGAAUGAAGUGAUCUGCCAUGGAAUUCCUGACAGGAGGCCAUUACAGGAGGGGGAUAUUGUUAAUGUGGAUAUUACUGUCUAUCGUAAUGGCUACCAUGGAGAUCUGAACGAGACGUUUUACGUUGGAGAAGUGGAUGAGGGUGCAAGGAGGCUUGUCCAAACAACGUAUGAGUGCCUAAUGCAAGCCAUCGAUGCAGUAAAACCAGGUGUUCGGUAUAGAGAAUUGGGAAACAUUAUUCAGAAACACGCUCAAGCAAAUGGAUUCUCGGUCGUUCGGAGCUACUGUGGGCAUGGAAUCCAUAAACUUUUCCAUACAGCCCCUAAUGUGCCACACUAUGCCAAAAAUAAGGCCGUUGGAGUCAUGAAGCCAGGUCAUGUAUUUACAAUCGAACCAAUGAUCUGUGAAGGUGGUUGGCAAGAUGAAACAUGGCCCGAUGGUUGGACUGCGGUAACAAGAGAUGGGAAGCGAUCUGCCCAGUUUGAACACACUCUUCUGGUCACCGAUACAGGCUGUGAGAUCCUCACUCGGAGGCUAGAUAGUAUUCGUCCCCAUUUCAUGUCCCAGUGAUAGCAGACUGAGCAGGUGGAUCUGAACGAUACAUUUUUUUUUCUUUUUUUUUUUUUUUUUGUCUCUGUUCUAUGCAUUUUUUAAGAGUACAGAAUAGAGAGGAAUUUCAUCAUUUACUUUGUUCUCACUGAUUGUAGAUAAGAGAGGAAUACGUUGAACAACCUGACCUAAUGUCUGGUAAAGCAGAGAAGAAUUUAAAGAAUUUUCUGCUUUCCUCCUACCUACAACACUCAAAGCUGUAUUUUUCUUUUUUCUUCAAUUAUCUCUUUUGCACCUUUCUUCCAACUAGACCUGCAGUUGCUUCUGUUGCCGCCAUGAUAUUAGCUAGAAAAGUGUGGGUAACCUUUCCCACUGGGACUUUGGGAUCCAGGUUUUUUUUCACUACUUCAGUGUGCCCCGUCUCUCUGGGUGUGAGUGGCACCUGAGAUUUUAAGCAUUUCUAGUUCCAAAGACCUGUUCCUGCUUCUGCAGAUACUGUUCUAAUGGGCUGGGCCUUGUUUAUCAGUUGAGAAGUGGGUGAGGGGAGAGAGACACGCAUGUUGCCAAGAGUAGGUGACCAUUACCUUUAAUUCUGUUCCCAUCUCUCUGCUGAUGGCCUCCGUGGUAAUUAUGACUGUAGGUGACGCGCUGUGUUAGUGGCAGGGCUUCUUUUACCAGAGAUGGGUAGUAUGGGCUUCCUACACGGAAAAUUACUAAAUUUGGUCUUAAAUGCAGCUCCCUGGAACAAGCCACCUCUCUGCGGAGCAGUGCUUGCAGGCAGUUUCUUGCUCCAAAUGCUUGGUGAAGCUGAUGUAUCAGACUUGGCUAGGGAAAGGAAUGACACGAGAACCAAAAAGAUCCCACGAGAAAUGAGAUCCCUGCGUGGGUCAGCUGUGGGACGUUUUAUAAAGGUACAUCCACAGUAGCUGUGGGGGGCUGGAUUUGCAAGACUUACAGUGAGAUGAGUAUAUAUCUCAAAAGGCCGAGUGUGAGAAGACAAAACACCUUAAAUGCUGUUUUUUUUUUUCUUUGGUAGUUCUAAAACAGGUCUUUUUCCCCCAGUCAAGCAAUUGAGAGAGUUUUGUGGUUUUAAAAAAGUCUUAGGGGGACAUAGGAAAACAGAUCUUUGUCCUCAGGCUUUAUAGUGGGCAAUCUCACAAUCAAUAUGCACUUCUCUAUCGGUGGGUCACAGUGAGCUGGGAACUGUCACCUUAACAAGGGUGGAUUAAGCCUCUGUCUUCUCUCUACUAUUUCUUUUCCCCUGCCCACUUCCUUUCCAUUAUCUUUGCUGAGGGGAUUACUUUUUCUUUUCUUCUCUGAAUCGUAAUGAAACUUUUUUCAGACCCCAUUGCAGACUUAGAAGUCGUACACCACUGUCAUGCAAGAAGUAGUCAAACCAAUGCAGACAUAAAAUCAUACCAUCACGGGCAUAAAACCCACCUUUUACCAAGGUGUCUGGUGGAUUUAUUGCCACAUAAGACCCAAGCGUGAGGUACUGGAUCCCUUCGGCUCCCCUUGGCACUGCAGAAUUUAGGUGGGGAAAAGGGGUUAGUGCUUCACAGAACUGGACUCGCGCGCGCACUACCAAAUACCAAAUUUACCAGAAACCGUCUUCUCUGCCCUGAGUGCCUCAGACCUCUGUUGCUGUAAGAGUUCCAUUGCAAUGUUUUCAUUACCUUUAUUAUUAUUUUUAAUUAUGCAGUAAAGUGACCUGAAAUGAUGCAUCUAGAGUGCGUGUGCGUAUGCGUGUGUGUGUGUAUAGAUUUUAACAAAACAGACUGUAGUACUCCGAGUGGAAUUACCUGUGCUGAACGAAACGUAACGUGCCGAGGCGGUGGCUAUCCUGGAGGUUUGCCUACCAUAUCACUCGCUCGAAUGGUUACAGCGGUCUUGCCUUUUCUAUGUGCGUGUGUGUGCGCGUGAUGGGGGACUUCAGUUUUGGUCUAUAAAAUAAAAAGUUGCAGCUGCUUUUAACAGAAAUUACAUUUUUGUGAUCCAAAACGGGAUAUAGCGUGCUCACUUAUAUCCAGGAUUGCUUGCACUAGCGCAAGCCCACUCGUAGAUGCAUGCAGCCAGUUCAAAACCAAUCUUCAACCUGUGCAUGUGUAACCUGAAUACCUCUUUGUUGUUGCACCGAUACGACCAAAUCCAACACUGCAAGUUUUCAACACAGGUAACCUCUGAUGCUAUGCAUUUCUGCCUAUGAAUUCAAACCACAAUUUCUACCGAGUUCAUACGAUUGCGGUAUUUUUAAACAAGUGGAAAGUUUGAUGAACAUCUCCGCCUUGUUCUUUGAACAUGAGGUAACACAUCAGCCUGGAGAACAGAACUUAUUUAAUAAAAAUAUUGCAAAAGACCUUUUUCACCUAUCUA